This is a messenger RNA of Panonychus citri (citrus red mite), 1966 nucleotides long. RefSeq names its product prostatic acid phosphatase-like. The record is from RefSeq and is a predicted model, not a curated record. Gene Ontology annotation, molecular function: phosphatase activity. Lineage: Eukaryota; Metazoa; Arthropoda; Arachnida; Trombidiformes; Tetranychidae. Gene Ontology annotation, biological process: dephosphorylation. The coding region runs from base 542 to 1843 and encodes 433 amino acids. The transcript has 3 exons.
UUCAUCUACAGCAUCAAGUUUAUUAACAAUUUCUUUAUCCAGUUCUUUCUCCUUCUCUUUUAUAUCCUUCAAUAAUUAACUUUAGGAUUCGAUGAUCGAUAAACAUUUCUUUCAAAAUCGAUUCUUUUUCCAAAAAGGUGAUAAAUGGAUCAGCUGAGAAAAAGAAUCUUUGUCAGUAGUUUUAUUUGUGUUCUUUUCUUUUCUUUUCUGGUUCAGUUGAUCUUCACUUCAUUUCUUUAAUUAAUGUUUCACAAUUCGCCAACAAAUUAAUCUGACGAUGUGGACAAUUUAAAUUCUAAUUGUGACAAUCAAUAUUCUAAUCACCGAUCGUGUUGGAAAAAUUCAUCUAAUCAAUUCCAUUGAAUCUACUUAAAGAACCAAAUAAUUUACAAUUGUGUGUGAUAAUUAAGCAACUUGAUUUAUCGUUGAUUUUUUGUCUCUAUUUUGUUGAUAAAAUCUAUUAAGGUUACAGAUCUCAUAAUAAUUAUUGGAAUUUCUGUUUAUUUCGUUGAUACCAAAUCUAAUUUAAUCUUGUAUUAACAUGGAAUCAGGAUUGAUUGCAUUUACUUUGACCACCUUUAUAUUGGCUGAUUUAUGGACGAUUUCUCAGCAAUCUAGUGAUAAUUUGAUUCUCAAAAGUGUUGCCAUUGUUCAUCGACAUGGUGAUCGAACACCAAUUUCCACCUUUCCAACCGACAGUUAUGCUAAUGCCUCUUUUUGGCUUGAUGGUCCUGGUGAAUUGACCUCUGCUGGUAAAGCUCGUAUGUUUGCUCUUGGGCAAUAUUUCCGUGAAAGAUACGGUGACUUUUGGCCUUUAAAUGUGCGUGAAGUUGAAGUUCGCAGUUCAGAUGUAAAUAGGUGUCUCGAAAGUUCCGCUCUUGUCCUUGCUGGUGCUUUUCCACCCUCUGGAAGGUGGAUCUGGUCUAACAAGUUGCAUUGGCAACCAUUUCCUAUUCAUACUGCACCUCGAACUUAUGAUAAUAUAAAUAAUCCAUCAGCUGCUUGUCCAGUAUGUGAGAAAGAGGAAGAGAGAUUGAAAAAGUCACCCGAAUACAAGCAACAUGAAGUUGAAUUUCAUGAUCUCUUUCAUUACCUGACCAAAUACACAGGUAUGAAUAUAACUGAUCUAUUCUCAGCCCAACGUAUUCACGAUACACUCAAAAUUCAAGCGGAAAACAAUUACACUUUACCUUCAUGGGCAACAACUGAUGUAAUGAAUAGACUAAAGAGAAUCUCUGAUCUCACCUUUACUUUGGAUUAUUCAACAUAUUUAAUUCAAAGACUUCGAGGUGGAGAAUUUUUAAAAGAUUUGAAAUCACAUUUCACAACAAUCAUGAAACAAUCAUUAAAAUCUCAAGAUGAGUCAAUCCCUAUUGUUGAUGAUGUUUCCAAGAAAAUCUUUUUCUAUUCAACCCACGAUUCACAACUGUCCAUAACCCUAAGUACUUUAAAAGUUUUCGAUAAACUCAGUCCACCCUAUGGAUCAAGUAUAAUUUUCGAGUUGUACCAAGAAAAAUCAACUAAUCAUUUCAAAUUAUCACUUCUCUAUCUAAAUGACACUUAUUCUAAGCAACCUCAUUACCUUAAUCUCCCCGAAUGUGAUGAUACCAAAUUCUGUGAUAUCGAACAGUUUUACCACCAAAUUUUUGUUUAUUUACCCGAAAAUUGGAGAAGUGAAUGUGGCCUUGAAGGAAUUCAUUGUGAAGAGGAUUUGGUGACAUUAUCGUUGAAUUUAUUAACAUUUAUCGUAAUCUCUGUUCUCGUUUCCCUAACUUUAAUUUACUUUGCAAUUAAGAAGAAAGGUAAAGAUGCUUAUGUUUACCAAAUGUUACCAGUUCUCUGAAAUGAACCAAAAAUAAUGGAAAUUGUUAUUUUCGUUUUGGUAAAAUGAACAAAAAAAAAUCCAUUCAUUUGUAAAUUGCAUUUCCAUUGUUCUAACAAUAAAACUCUAAAUCAUUCUAAUGAA